UCCAGCUGUUUGACCUGGGCACUGAAGAAAUAACCCAACUUCUCCACUUUGAAACCGAUGAAGUCUGAGGUGGAGGUGCCACUGGCAACUGCUGGACUGUCGCAGUGGAUGAAGAUCCACAUAUCAAGUCUGGAGUAUCUGUGAACCUAUGCAGUGAUAUUUCUUUCAUACAUAUUCAGGCACACUGAGUCCAUUUCAAUAAUGUCGACAGUGUGUUAGUUUGCCACGGAGACUGCUGUUUAUCUGCAGAGCUGAUCUGGCUUUUGUUUGAGAACUUCUGCCAAGGUUGUCAUAUUUGUUGACUGUGCGAACUUAAAGAGGAACUUUCUGAGCAACAAUGGCGCCUGCCAUUGGUGGUCCUCAAGGGUAUGAGCCCCCUGAAGGUGGCUGGGGAUGGAUGGUGGUGGUCGGUGCUUUCAUUUCCAUUGGUUUCUCCUAUGCAUUUCCAAAGUCCAUCACAGUCUUCUUCAAAGAGAUUGAGGUGAUCUUCAAUGCAUCCAGCAGCCAAGUGUCGUGGAUCUCCUCCAUCAUGUUAGCAGUGAUGUAUGGCGGAGGUCCUAUCAGCAGCAUCUUGGUUAAUAAAUAUGGGAGUCGUCCUGUUAUGAUGGCAGGAGGGUGCCUGUCUGGAUUGGGCCUUGUUGCUGCCUCAUUCUGCAAUUCUGUUGAAGCCCUGUACUUUUGUAUUGGUGUGGUGGGAGGCUUGGGAUUGGCCUUCAAUCUAAACCCUGCUCUCACCAUGAUUGGAAAGUACUUCUACAAGAAGCGCCCCAUUGCCAACGGCCUUGCCAUGGCAGGCAGUCCUGUAUUUCUUUCCACCCUGGCUCCUUUAAACACCUGGUUCUUUGACCACUUUGGCUGGAGAGGAAGCUUCCUGAUUCUUGGUGGUUUGCUUUUCAACUGCUGCGUCGCUGGUUCCCUCAUGCGACCUAUAGGACCAAAACCCAAGCCUGUAGAGAGGACCACAGAGAGGAGGACUUGCAUGCAGAUCAUUAACAGCUUCAUUGACCUCUCUUUGUUCAAGCAUCGAGGAUUUUUACUUUAUAUCAUGGGCAACAUUAUCAUGUUUUUCGGCCUCUUUGCACCACUGGUGUUCCUCAGUAAUUAUGCGAAAAGUAAAGAUAUCCCGAAAGAAAAGGCAGCUUUCUUACUGUCUGUGCUGGCCUUUGUUGACAUGGUUGCCCGGCCUUCAAUGGGAAUGGUGGCCAACACCAAAUGGGUGCGGCCCAGAAUACAGUACUUCUUUGCAGCCUCUGUACUGUACAAUGGUGUGUGCCACGUUCUAGCUCCAAUGUCAGUAGACUACAAAGGCUUUGUCAUUUAUGCUAUCUUCUUUGGGUUUGCGUUUGGCUGGUUAAGCUCAGUGCUUUUUGAGACCUUAAUGGACCUGGUGGGAGCGCAGCGUUUCUCCAGUGCUGUUGGUCUGGUCACUAUUGUGGAGUGUGGCCCUGUGUUGUUAGGGCCCCCUCUCCUUGGAAGGUUCAAAGAUAUCUAUCAUGAUUACAAGUACACGUACCAGGGCUGCGGGAUACUCCUCAUCGUUUCCAGCGUUUUCCUGUUUUUUGGCAUGGGAUUAAACUAUCGAAUGCUGAAAAAAGAGAAAAAAGAGGAGGAGUGUAGGGCCAGGAUGGGAGGUAGAGAAGAGAGGUCCAACAGGGACAAUGCUGCUAAUGAAGUGGCAGAGGGUGAGAAGAGAGAAGACAGUGUCUAAAACACCAUGCUAUGAUAGUUUUUUAUUGUCUCUGAGGUGUGUGUUCUUUAAAAACACAUAUACUCCGAUAAACACUCAUCACCUGUUCUAUAAUGUGUUGUUUGUUUGUGAGGACUGCCAUAGAAAUCAUAGGUUCAUUGCAACACUGUAAAAUAUUUAUACAUUAAAGCCCUUUAAAAUCCAUUUAACAAGAUGCAUAUCACACCUCUAAUAUUCUUCAAGGGAUUAUAUAUGUGUUUUGUAGACUAUUCCAGUUUGCCUCACCUUGUAUGUCAUUAUAUAUUAAUAUGAUGUUUUAUUUUAUUAAAUUUCAGAUUGUAUAAAAACUCUGUACCCUCACUGUAGCACAUUAUAUAUAAUUACCUUCUAAAAUGUGUGAUAAGAAAUUUUUCUUUUACUAUAGAACAUUUGCAGUGCAGGUUUGUAUUUUUUAAUGAUGCUGCAUGUACUUUCUCCCUUAUCCUAACUUUGCUUAGAUUUAAUAACACUGUGAUAACACGGUUUACCAUCUGUAAACAGCCUUAGUGCCAUUAUUACUUUGUAUAUUCUACUCGAUGUCACAUGAAAUGAAUCAUGCCAAUUCCCAGUUCCUCUUUUAAAAUGUUUUCUUGUUAAUUUGUUGAG
Molecule: messenger RNA, 2332 nt
Organism: Solea solea (common sole)
Lineage: Eukaryota; Metazoa; Chordata; Actinopteri; Pleuronectiformes; Soleidae
Gene: slc16a1a
Product: solute carrier family 16 member 1a
Exons: 5
Coding region: 338-1708 (456 amino acids)
Biological process (GO): transmembrane transport; monocarboxylic acid transport
Cellular component (GO): membrane
Molecular function (GO): monocarboxylic acid transmembrane transporter activity
Source: RefSeq, a predicted model, not a curated record